ACUGAGAUUCCUAUAGGCAAGAACUACAACAAGUUGAAGAACAUCCUGAGAGACCUCAACCUGCACGGUGUGAGGAGGCCAGGUGUCCCAACAUUGAGAGUGUUGGGGGAGGAGGGGAACAUGUUAAUGGGGGACACAUGUACCCGUGGCUGUAGGUUCUGUUCUGUGAAGACAGCCCGUCAGCCCUCUCCCCUGGACCCAGAUGAGCCCUAUAACACAGCCAAGGCCAUCGCUGCCUGGGGGCUGGACUAUGUGGUUCUGACCUCUGUGGACAGAGACGAUAUCGCUGACGGGGGGGCGGAGCAUUUUGCCAAGACCGUCUCCAACCUGAAGGAGAGGAAGUCCCAGAUCAUGGUGGAAUGUCUGACCCCUGAUUUCAGAGGAGACCUGGCAGCGGUGGAGAAGAUCGUCAAUCAGGGCUGGACUUUCGCCCACAAUGUGGAGACCGUCCGCGAGCUGCAGAGACACGUCCGUGAUCCGCGGGCGAACAUCGACCAAUCCCUGAAUGUCCUGCGUCACGCCAAGGCCGUCAAACCAGACAUUCUCACCAAGACCUCCAUCAUGUUGGGUCUCGGAGAGACGGACCGGCAGAUCUAUAACACACUGACCGAGCUGAGAGAGGCAGGAGUGGAUUGUCUAACACUGGGACAGUACAUGCAGCCCACCAAACGCCACCUCAAGGUAGAGGAGUAUGUGACUCCUGAGAGGUUUGUCCACUGGGAGGAGGUGGGGAAGGAGAUGGGAUUCGUCUACACAGCCAGCGGACCCUUAGUGCGCUCCUCAUACAAAGCAGGUGAGACACACAGAGACACGGAGACACACACAGAGACAGAGACACACACAGAGACACGGAGACCCAGACACAGAGACACGGAGACCCAGACACAGAGACACAGAGACCCAGACAGAGACACGGAGACCCAGACAGACACGGAGACCCAGACAGAGACACGGAGACCCAGACAGAGACACGGAGACCCAGACAGAGACACGGAGACCCAGACAGAGACACGGAGACCCAGACAGAGACACGGAGACCCAGACAGAGACACGGAGACCCGGAGACCGACACAGAGACACGGAGACCCAGACAGAGACACGGAGACCCAGACAGAGACACGGAGACCCAGACAGAGACACGGAGACCCAGACAGAGACACGGAGACCCAGACAGAGACACGGAGACCCAGACAGAGACACGGAGACCCAGACAGACACGGAGACCCAGACAGAGACACGGAGACCCAGACAGACACGGAGACCCAGACAGACACGGAGACCCAGACAGACACGGAGACCCAGACAGACACGGAGACCCAGACAGACACGGAGACCCGGAGACCCAGACAGACACGGAGACCCAGACAGAGACACGGAGACCCAGACAGAGACACGGAGACCCAGACAGAGACACGGAGACCCAGACAGACACGGAGACCCAGACAGACACGGAGACCCAGACAGACACGGAGACCCAGACAGACACGGAGACCCAGACAGAGACACGGAGACCCAGACAGAGACACGGAGACCCAGACACAGAGACACGGAGACCCAGACACAGAGACACGGAGACCCAGACACAGAGACACGGAGACCCAGACACAGAGACACGGAGACCCAGACACAGAGACACGGAGACCCAGACACGGAGACCCAGACACAGAGACCCAGACACAGAGACACGGAGACCCAGACACAGAGACACGGAGACCCAGACACAGAGACACGGAGACCCAGACACAGAGACACGGAGACCCACAGACAGACACGGAGACCCAGACAGACACAGAGACACUGAGACACAGAGACACGAAGACCCAGACAGACACAGAGACACGGAGACCCAGACAGACACGGAGACCCAGACAGACACGGAGACCCAGACAGACACGGAGACCCAGACAGACACUGAGACACGGAGACACUGAGACACGGAGACCCAGACAGACACGGAGACCCAGACAGACACGGAGACCCAGACAGAGACACGGAGACCCAGACAGAGACACGGAGACCCAGACAGAGACACGGAGACCCAGACAGAGACACGGAGACCCAGACAGAGACACGGAGACCCAGACAGAGACACGGAGACCCAGACAGAGACACGGAGACCCAGACAGAGACACGGAGACCCAGACAGAGACACGGAGACCCAGACAGAGACACGGAGACCCAGACAGAGACACGGAGACCCAGACAGAGACACGGAGACCCAGACAGAACACGGAGACCCAGACAGACACGGAGACCCAGACAGACACGGAGACCCAGACAGACACGGAGACCCAGACAGACACGGAGACACGGAGACCCAGACAGACACGGAGACCCAGACAGACACUGAGACCCACAGAGACACAGAGACCCACACAGAGACACAGAGACCCACACAGAGACCCAGACAGACACGGAGACCCAGACAGACACGGAGACCCAGACAGACACGGAGACCCAGACAGACACGGAGACCCAGACACGGAGACCCAGACAGACACGGAGACCCAGACAGACACGGAGACCCAGACAGACACGGAGACCCAGACAGACACGGAGACCCAGACAGACACGGAGACCCAGACAGACACGGAGACCCAGACAGACACUGAGACCCACACAGAGACCCAGACAGACACAGAGACCCACACAGACACUGAGACCCACACGGAGACCCAGACAGACACGGAGACAUUCUCCCCUCUCAUUCUCCCCUCUCAUUCUCCACCCCUCUCAUUCUCCACUCCUCUCAUUCUCCACCCCUCUCAUUCUCCACUCCUCUCAUUCUCCACCCCUCUCAUUCUCCACCCCUCUCAUUCUCCUCCCCUCUCAUUCUCCACCCCUCUCAUUCUCCACUCCUCUCAUUCUCCACCCCUCUCCACUCCUCUCCUCUCAUUCUCCACCCCUCUCAUUCUCCACUCCUCUCAUUCUCCACUCCUCUCAUUCUCCUCCCCUCUCAUUCUCCACUCCUCUCAUUCUCCUCCCCUCUCAUUCUCCACCCCUCUCAUUCUCCACCCCUCUCAUUCUCCACCCCUCUCAUUCUCCACUCCUCUCAUUCUCCACCCCUCUCCACUCCUCUCCUCUCAUUCUCCACCCCUCUCAUUCUCCACCCCUCUCAUUCUCCACUCCUCUCAUUCUCCACUCCUCUCAUUCUCCUCCCCUCUCAUUCUCCACUCCUCUCAUUCUCCUCCCCUCUCAUUCUCCACCCCUCUCAUUCUCCACCCCUCUCAUUCUCCACCCCUCUCAUUCUCCACCCCUCUCAUUCUCCUCCCCUCUCAUUCUCCACUCCUCUCAUUCUCCACCCCUCUCAUUCUCCACCCCUCUCAUUCUCCUCUCCUCUCAUUCUCCACCCCUCUCAUUCUCCACCCCUCUCAUUCUCCACCCCUCUCAUUCUCCACCCUCUCAUUCUCCUCCCCUCUCAUUCUCCACUCCUCUCAUUCUCCACCCCUCUCAUUCUCCUCUCCUCUCAUUCUCCACUCCUCUCAUUCUCCACUCCUCUCAUUCUCCUCCCCUCUCAUUCUCCUCCCCUCUCAUU
Molecule: messenger RNA, 3535 nt
Organism: Oncorhynchus nerka (sockeye salmon)
Lineage: Eukaryota; Metazoa; Chordata; Actinopteri; Salmoniformes; Salmonidae
Product: mucin-3B-like
Biological process (GO): lipoate biosynthetic process
Cellular component (GO): mitochondrion
Molecular function (GO): lipoate synthase activity; 4 iron, 4 sulfur cluster binding
Source: RefSeq, a predicted model, not a curated record